Astyanax mexicanus (Mexican tetra) is the source of this 1401-nucleotide messenger RNA. RefSeq names its product chromosome 12 C12orf43 homolog (gene c12h12orf43). Bases 328 to 1074 code for a protein of 248 amino acids. The transcript has 6 exons. Gene Ontology annotation, biological process: negative regulation of Wnt signaling pathway; Spemann organizer formation; Wnt signaling pathway. Lineage: Eukaryota; Metazoa; Chordata; Actinopteri; Characiformes; Acestrorhamphidae. The record is from RefSeq and is a predicted model, not a curated record.
AGGUUUUUUAAAUACACCGUUUGGUCCACUUUAUCAUUUUUUUUCUCUCAAAGUAACUGGUAUUUAAUUUAGCUAAGCCUUGAAGGAUCAUCAUGGAGGUCAAAUCUUAACUAGUAGAGAAGUGUGUAAGGUUGAAUUGGGACGCGCCCGAUACGAGCCAGCUUCCGCUGCAGCCCCACUGCACUUCAGCUAACAACUCACAUGGAGCUCACUGUUGUGUUAUUGAGCUAGUGCUAGUGCUAGUGCUAGUGUUUAGCUGCUGGUUUUGAGUUUAUUGCCUGGUUUCUCCUCCGGUUUGGCACAAAAGUACCUAUAUUAACAUUAGCAAUGAGUCAAGCGGAUAGCAGCAGCGAAGAAGAAGACACUGCCAAGUUGAGAGAGGCUGUUUGGAGUGGAGGAACAGGAGCACACAGCACAUGUAUUAGAGAUGGGGAGAGGAAUGGCAAACAGAGUAACAGGGUGGACCCGUCCAAGCAUGAAGAGGAUGGGAAUGAGCUCCAGACCACACCAGAGUUUAGGUCUCACGUUGCCAAGAAGUUGGGGGCCAUUCUGGACAGUUGUAUAUUAGAAGUGUCUUCAGAACGUCCAGGUUCCAAACAAGAAAUGUGUAAAAACAAAGAGGAGGAGGAGGAAGAAGAAGAUAAAGGUUUUCGAGUUUUCUCUACAUCUCUACCGGGAAAGUGGUGGAAAGAACCAACCCCCCCUCCUGCUCCCAAACGCCCACCAGCUCCCAGCUCCAGUGACAGUGACAGUGAAAUGGAGCUAAGGUUGAGAGAAGCUGCCGUUUCUUUAUCAGACCUCAUCGGACCUCCAUCCACAGAAAACACCAAAGAAAAAGAGAAGAUUGUUAGCAAAGAGGAGGAUGGCACAGAAAACACAGAACCAGAAAAGAAAAAGAAAAAGAAGAAAAAGAAGAAAGCUCCAACAGAGGGAACAGAGGAGGAGGAUUCCUUAGUGAAGGUUAAUGUGGACCUCACUCAUAAACAAAGUAAACAUGAACAGAUUACAGAGGAACCAGUGACAAAGAAAAAAAAGAAGAAGAAGAAAAAGAUCAAACUGGAUGAGGGAGAGUGAAGGACUGGUGUUAGUCUUGUUUUGACCUGGAGUUUCAUUGGAGUUCAUGUUUUCUACAGUUCAGUCAGUUCUCUAGAGCUUAGUUAAGCUCCUGUUCCCAUAUUUUAUUGUUAUGUAAAUAAACAUAUUUAAAAAAAAUCCCACUUGUUAUUGAAUGCAAAACCACUAUAAGCAUUGAAGGUGAUUUAAAACCAUCACAUUUAUAACACAAUCUGCAUUUUAUUUUAUUUAUUUCCAUCAUCGCAGAUCAAACAGCACUUUAUUAGAGAUGAAGGCAGCAAGUAGCAGAAUGUUCAAGUGUUCAUUAAUAAAGUAAGUUGGUUUUGA